This is a messenger RNA of Macadamia integrifolia, 4094 nucleotides long. RefSeq names its product putative disease resistance protein RGA3. The transcript is spliced from 3 exons. The record is from RefSeq and is a predicted model, not a curated record. Lineage: Eukaryota; Viridiplantae; Streptophyta; Magnoliopsida; Proteales; Proteaceae. Gene Ontology annotation, biological process: defense response to fungus. The coding region runs from base 119 to 3802 and encodes 1227 amino acids. Gene Ontology annotation, molecular function: ADP binding.
ACUACCCAAUAAGUCUUUCUUAACCCUUAUUUCUUUCCACUGUUUUGAAUACUAUCUGCUUCCUUUCCUCUUUGUACCGUCUACUGAAUUUCUGCUAGCUUCUUGUUUACAAGGAAAAAUGGCUAAGAGAGAUUAUGCAGCUGGUGAUAAGAAGUUGAUGAUCUCUACCACUCUUGGACGACGAGGUGUUCAGGAAUAUGAAGAGCUUCAACGUAUUGUGAGGGAGACCAAAGUGAAACUUAUGGAUCUGGAAAGGAAGGAGUUGGAAGAUGGAGGAGUAUGGAUGUCGUUGAAGAAGAUUAAAGAAUUAUAUUAUGAAGCAGAUGAUGUGUUAGAUGAGUUGUUAUAUGAAGCCAUGAGAAUUCGAAAGUACAUGAUGACCAGAAAGGUAUGCAGUAUUAAUUCCUUGCCUAUACUGCACUUGUUCCACCCACUUUUAUUAAUAUUCCAUCAUAGAAUGUCUUGUAAAAUCAAGGAUUUGAAUGGAAAAUUGCUAGAUGAGAAAGAAAAAAUGGAAAUGAAAUUCCCCCAAGAAAUAUAUGAAAUUGGCCCAAUACCUAUCACAACUGAAAUUGAUUUUCCUUCUGACUUAUAUAGAAGGGGUCUGAUGGAGAAAAUAAAAGUAAGGGAGGAUGACAAAGGAAAGACUGUUAAGAUGUUAAAGGAUCAAAAUGAAGAAAUGUUCUCUGUCAUCCCUAUAGUGGGGUGGGAAGGUGUUGGCAAGACAAAACUAGUAAAGCAGAUUUUCAAUGAUGAGUCAAUAAGCUCACAAUUUGAUCUGAAAUCUUGGGUUUCUGUGUCAUCUGAGAAGGGGUUUGAUGUGAAAAGUAUUGUGAAAGAAAUAAUUGAAAAGACUCCUGGAAGAAUUAGCAUGGGUGAUUUAGAAGAUUGGGAUUAUUUACAGCAUAUGUUGGAAGAGAUUUUGAGUGGAAAAAGGUUUCUACUUGUAUUGGAUGAUGUGUAUACAAGUGGCUUUGAUGAAGAAAAAUGGAAAAUUUUUAGAGCUUUGUUAAGAGUUUGCUCCGAAGGGAGCAAAAUUAUUGUAACAACACCAUUUGAAGAAGUCGCAUCAAUAAUGGGAACAGUUCCUCUCAUAAGGGGGACAGUUCCUUUAAUUAUGGAGACAUGUAGUAGUGAUGAAGAAAGGUGGGAAUUGUUCUGCAGAGAAGCAUUUGGGAUAGGAGGUGCAGAGAAGAGUGAAGAUCUAGUCAGAAUAGGAUUGGGACUUGUUAAGGAAUGCCUAGGUAAUCAAUUUGAGUUAUCAAUGCUAGGUGGGAUGAUGCACUUCAAGAAAAAUAUAGAAGAGUGGGAAACUGUCCUAAACACUAUGAAAGCACGUAGGAAUAAAGAUAUAGAGAUUUCAACACUAAAGAUUUGUUACAAUGACAUGGAGUCACCAUUGAAACGAUGCUUUGCAUAUUGUUCAGUAUUUCCCAAGAAUUUUAUAAUUGAAAGAAAGACAUUGAUUCAGCUAUGGAUGGCUGAAGGUUUCUUAGAAGAAGAAGACAUUAAUGGUGGAGGUGUAAAUUUAAUGGAAGAUAUUGGUGAUGAUUAUUUUAAUUCAUUGGUGCAGAGGUCUUUCCUUCAAGUUGUUCAAAAGGAUGAUAAUGGUGAACCAUUAGAGUGCAGGAUGGAUGACAUUUUACAUGAUAUUGCACAGAACAAACUCUGGAGAUAUGAAGCCACGGUUGUGGAUAAUGUUCGGACAUUUCUUCGGUGUCCUAAUAAUAUUUUUUCUUAUGGUCCACUGUCAUUAAAGUUCAAGAGCCUGCGUGUACUAGAACUUAGACACCUCAACAAAGAUGUGUUGCCGUCCUCAAUUGGAGAGUUAAUGCACUUGAGGUAUCUUGAUCUUUCCCAUGGUAGAUUGAAAGCAUUACCUGCCACCAUUUCCAAUCUCCACCAUUUGCAAACUUUGAAGCUGUUACAUUGUAAAUAUCUUCAAAAAUUGCCCAAAGGAAUAACAAAACUGAUCAACUUGAGGCAUCUAGAAAUUGAAAGAAGUCUCGACACUCCAAGAGGUUUAGGGAAACUGAGUAAUCUUCAAACGUUCACUUCAUUUAAGGUGGGCAACGAUGUUACUACUGAAGCUGCAGAUAUUGAAGAACUGAGAAAUCUAGAACAACUUGGAGGAAGGUUGAAUUUAAUUGGUCUCAACAAUGUGAAAGAUGGAGAAGAUGCUAAAGCAGCAAAUUUCAAGGAGAAAAGAAGAAUCCAGGAGUUGACAUUAGAAUGGGAAUCAGAUUGGCAUGUUUGUACUUAUGAAGAUAGUAUGAAACAAGACGGCAUAUUAGAGGAGCUCCAACCUCAUCAAGAUCUGUUUGUUCUAAGGAUAGUACGUUUCAGUGGCACCAAGCUCCCUACAUGGUUGAAUUAUGGGAGUUCGCAUCUUUCAAAAUUACGUGAACUGUGUAUUUACUCAUGUCACCAUGUAAAGGCUUUAGAUCUGACAGGCUUGAGGUCUCUUCAGGAACUGAAGAUUUUAUAUUGUAAUAGUCUACAGUAUGCAAGAGUCGAGGGUCUCACGGACUUGAAACUUCUGGAAUUCAAGGGAUGCGAAAAGCUGAAAUCUCUUGUUGGAGUGGAGGAGGCAAAUCAAGAAGAGCAUCAAGUGGGUUCUUCACGAGACGAGCACAUGUACAACAAUCCCAAUCUUCUUAUUCUUGCAAAGAUAAGGAUAGAAAGUUGCGAUCAUCUUGCAACUUUUCCAGAGAAUCUCCUGCAAUCAUUGACGACACUCGAGAUAAAAAAUGCAAAUCGAAUUCCAGACGGCAUAGAACAGCUCCCAUCUAUUCAACACUUUGUGAUUAGGCAAUGCCCUAAGCUCAUGUUUUUAUCAGAAGAGAUACAACACUGGAUAAAGCUGCAAACAGUGAGUAUAGUUGCUUGUGCAAAUCUAAGGGCUUUGCCAAGGGGCAUUGUGGAACUUACAUCACUUCAAGUACUGGAGAUUAAUCGAUGUGAUUCCUUGGUCUCUUUUCCAGAAGAGAUGCAACAAUUGGCGUCAUUAAAGACGUUGAAGAUUGAGCAGUGUUCAAAUUUGAUGACUCUACCUGCUGGCCUAAGCAACCUCUCUUCGCUUGAAGUAUUGGAAAUUUCAAGUUGCAAUAGCUUGAUGUCAUUGCCUGGAGGGAUGCAUCACUUAAAAUCACUAGACAUUCUGAAGAUUAAAGGUUGUGAUAAUCUGAAAAUUUUACCAGAAGAAUUAGGCAACCCCUUAACCCUUCGUGUGUUGGUUAUAAUUGGUUGUUCUAAUUUACAAGUUCUACCCAAUGGUUUGGGAGAACUCCAAAACCUCCGUCUAUUGGAAAUAACUGAUUGUUCCAAUAUAAAGGCUCUACCAAGGGGCUUGGGAAACCUCUCUUCACUUCGAUCUCUGUACAUCCAAAGAUGCCUGAAUUUGACGUUGUUCCCCGAAACUCUACGACACAUGACAUCCUUACAAGUACUUUGGUUGUUUGAGUGUCCUAAACUAAAACAUUUGUUCAGUGCAUUGGGAUGUCUCUCAGCACUUGAGAAGUUGGCCAUCUUGAGAUGUCAUAACCUCAUGGAGCUUUUUCCAAAGGAGGACGAACUUGGGAUUCAAUCCUUGAACUCAUUACAAGAGCUGACAAUUUUGCAUUGUUCAAAACUUGAAACCCUGCCGUAUGGAUUGGAGAACCUCUCAUCACUGCAAGAGUUGGUUAUUUGGAAAUGCCCCCAAUUGAAGUCGAAUGUGAUAUCAAAACUGCAAAAUAGAAAGUUACGAAAUCUUUACAUAACAGAUUGUCCUCACCUGGGGACCAUAGAUGAUGCGCCUUAAUUCCUGUUAACAUCGUCCUUACUCCUCCAGGCUACAGAAUUAAGAACGAGGAUUGUUAUGGAUACAAAGUCGUCGUUCAUGGGGUAACUCUCGUUGGCUUUUCCUCUUUAGUGAGAUCUUAGUGAAUUUUUGCUCUUACAUUGAGAUAUAAACAUAUGGGUUUUCUUCUCCUAUGUUAGUAUGCAAUUAAUAUUGAUAUUUGCCCUACCCACUCCCUUCUAUGGAGCACAUUUUCUUCUUGUGACAUCCCGUUCAAUUAAAAUAUUAAUUUAUGAAAAAUUCAGGUUUUUUU